AUGAUUGACACAUUUAUAUACUGGAAUUUUAAGGGAAGUAAGGGACGUACUAACAUACUAAGGAUAUCAUUACCAUGUAGUUAUAGCACAAUAAAAAAUAAAAUAUUAGAAGUAGCCAAUUUAAAUUUACAAAAUAGUUUAGAUAUUCUUUUAUAUCAUAAUAAUAGAGUUUUAAAUGAAUAUGAAAGUAUAUAUAAUCAAAUGUUUAUUGAAGUUCAACGAACUAGUAUUGGUGUUGCAAGAGAUUUAUUACAAAAUAGUAACAAAACAUAUUUGGAAAAAAAUAAAAAUGUAAGUCCUAUAAAUAAUAAUAUUAAUGAUAGAUCACAUAUAUAUGAUCAAAAUGGUCAGCCAAAAAAUAAUAAAUACUCGCAAAGGUAUGAUAAUAAUACCGUUCCUUCCCCUACAUCUACUCCACCAAUUAAUUCUCGUAACAAGCCAUGGAAUGUUUAUAACAGAAAUAGCUAUGGUUCUAGUGAAAAAAAUAAUGAUGAUGAAGAUAUGAAAAUUCAAGAAAUUAUGGAAAGUAAUAAUGUAUAUAAUUCAGGAUAUAGAGGUCGAAUGAAUUAUUACAAAAAAGAUAAAAUCAAUCCUAAUUUAUAUCAAUAUAAAUUAAAAAGAAUAUCAAAUUCUCCGAAUAUAAAAAAAGGCACUGGUAUUCAAAAGGGAAUACCAGGAUCUACAUACAAUCCCAUGAAUAACAAUGCAUAUAAUUUUAAUAAAUCGGAUCAUGGAUCAGUUGCUGGCGGGUUAAAUCGUCAAAGACUAAACAACAAUGAAGGAUAUAACAAAUAUGAUAAAAAUAAAACCCAACAUUGGUCAAAUAAUAGUUAUGGAAAUAAUAAUACUUAUCAAACUUCCGAACCAACCAAUGAAUAUGUACAUCCAGAUUAUAUAUGUCAUAUGUGUGGAAAAAAAGGGCAUAGUAUAAAAAACUGUACAAUGAGUGCAUUUAAUAAUAAUAAAAAAAUAAAAGUUCCGACUGGAAUUCCAGCGAAUUUUUUGACAAAAAUAAGUGCAGAAGAUAUUUAUAAAUAUGAUCAAAUAUAUAUAUUAAAAGAUGGUAGUUAUGGUAUAUUAAAAAAUGUUGAAGAAGUAAGUGGUAGUGCAUAUUUAUACAGAAGUGUCGACGAUAAAUUAAAUAUAUACUUAGGAGUGAACGAUAAAAACAAAGAUGAAAAUAAUAAUAUUAAUAAUGUAAAUAAUAUUGAACAUAGUACAAACAGAUACGGAUCAAAUAAUAAUCCUAUAAAUAAUGUAAAUAAUGAAUCUGAUAAAAUUUCAAAUAUAUAUAAAUGUUUAUUAUGUAAAAAAUUAUAUACAUCUCCUGUUACAUUACAUUGUUGUGGUGAAACAUAUUGUAAACCUUGUAUAUUUAUAUAUAAUAAGAAAAAUAAAAAUGAUUAUUCUUCUGUUCAAUCUAUAAAAUGUCCAAACUGUCAUAAAUAUGUUGAAACUAAUGAAUUAAUUAUUAAUACAAAUAUUAAAAAUGUGAUUGAUACAAUUUUAAAAAAAGAAACAGCUGAAAAUACACUUGAUAAAACAAACCAAGAACAAAAUGGAAAAAUGUUUCGAGAAAAUGUAAACAAAAUAGACAAUACCUCCAACAUUAUAAAUAAAGAAUUUCUUAGCAAUUCCAAUCCUAUGCUAUCUCAUAAAAUGUUUAAUACAAAAGUAAAUGAUCAAAAUUUUAUUGCAAAUAUAAAUGAAGUCAAAAUAGGAAAUAGUGAUGAAAAUUAUAAUUCACUAUCCUAUUUAAAUAAUUUGUCUGGAAAUGCUUACUCUAAUAAUGUUAGCGGCUUAGAAAGAAAUAAUGAAAAUAAUAUAACCUUUGGAUUUAAUCCUUUAAUUAAUAUACCGAUAAAUUUACAAGAACUUAAAAAACAACAUGAUUUUGCAAUAGCUUAUAUUUCUAAAUAUAAAAUGGAAAAAGGAAUAAAAAGAAAACGAAAAAAUAUUGAGCUUACCAUGUUACUAGCUAGUAAGAAGGUGCGAUAA
Molecule: messenger RNA, 1998 nt
Organism: Plasmodium vinckei vinckei
Lineage: Eukaryota; Apicomplexa; Aconoidasida; Haemosporida; Plasmodiidae
Product: conserved Plasmodium protein, unknown function
Exons: 1
Coding region: 1-1998 (665 amino acids)
Molecular function (GO): zinc ion binding; nucleic acid binding
Source: RefSeq, a predicted model, not a curated record